AGGAGGGCGGACCACGUUCCCCGCCAGGCGCCGGAGGCGGGGUCCGGGGGAAGGGGGACCGGCCUGCGGCAAGAUGCGGAGCCGGCCUGCGCACGCCGCACCCGUUCUCGCGGCUCGGAGCGUGCGCAGGCGCGGGGUGCGCUAGGAGCGGGAGAUCGAGGUAGCAUUGGAGCGGAGUGCCGACCGGUCACCCGCUCCGGGCACGAUGAGCCCUGGAGAGGAGCGACCUGUGGAGGGGGGCGCCGGCGGCGGCGGCGCCUCCGAGUUGGAGCUGCUGAAGCUGCGCGCCGCGGAGCGCAUCGACGAGGCGGCGGAGCGCCUGGGGGCCCUGAGCCGCGCCAUCUGGAGCGCGCCCGAGCUGGCCUACGAGGAGCACCGUGCCCACGGCGUGCUGACGCGCUUCUUCCAGAGCGAGCCGCCGGCCGCCUCUUGGACGGUGCAGCCGCACUACCAUCUGGCCACGGCCUUCCGCGCCGAGUGGGAGCCGCCGGGGGUGCGGUCGGCCGCGAGCCCGCUGCACCUGGGCUUUCUGUGCGAGUAUGACGCGCUCCCCGGCAUCGGGCACGCCUGCGGCCACAACCUCAUCGCCGAGGUCGGGGCGGCGGCCGCGCUGGGCGUGAAGGGGGCCCUGGAGACCCUCCCCGGGCCGCCUCCGCCGGUGAAGGUGACUGUCCUGGGCACCCCUGCGGAGGAAGAAGGUGGUGGCAAAAUUGACUUAAUUGAAGCAGGGGCUUUUAAAAACCUUGAUGUUGUUUUUAUGGCCCAUCCAUCCCAAGAGAAUGCUGCUUAUCUCCCUGAUGUGGCUGAACAUGACGUGACUGUGAAGUACUAUGGAAAAGCAUCUCACGCUGCUGCGUAUCCCUGGGAGGGAGUAAAUGCAUUAGAUGCUGCUGUUCUCGCCUACAACAAUCUGUCUGUGUUACGACAGCAGAUGAAACCAACCUGGAGAGUUCAUGGUAUAAUAAAAAAUGGUGGUGUAAAACCCAAUAUCAUUCCCUCUUAUUCUGAAUUAAUCUAUUACUUCCGUGCACCCUCAAUGAAAGAACUUCCAGUUUUGACCAAAAAGGCAGAAGAUUGCUUCAGAGCUGCAGCUUGUGCUACUGGGUGCACAGUAGAAAUUAAAGGUGAAGCACAUGAUUAUUACAAUGUCCUUCCCAAUAAGAGCCUACGGAAAGCUUAUAUUGAAAACGGGGAAAAGCUGGGAAUAGAAUUCAUUUCAGAAGAGGAUGCAGUGUUGAAUGGAUCUUCAGGAUCUACUGAUUUUGGAAAUGUUAGUUUUGUGGUUCCUGGAAUCCAUCCAUAUUUUUACAUUGGAUCUGAUGCCUUGAAUCACACAGAACAAUAUACUGAAGCUGCAGGAUCACAAGAAGCUCAAUUCUAUACUUUGCGUACAGCCAAAGCUCUGGCAAUGACUGCGUUGGAUGUUAUUUUUAAACCAGAGUUGCUAGAAAGAAUCAGAGAGGACUUUAAAUGGAAACUUCAAGAAGAAGAGUUUUUAAAUAGAGUUGAAUAAGAGGAAGAUUGAGGAGAAGUGAUGAUUUUUUUUUUUUCAUUUUUAAUGAAGGAGGAGGGCAUGUUUGUUUUUCAAUCUUAAAAAAAUCAAAUUUAAUCAAAUCAAAUCUUAAAGGAAUCAAAUUUCUCUUCCUGAAAAGUGAGGACAUAGUGUUGAGAAAACACAUGAACUCUUAGCUAAAAUUAAAAUGUUCACAAAUCUACAUUUGAUGGAAUUGUGAUCUUUCAGGAGCUGGUAUGUGGUGGCAUUUCUUAAACAACUUGGAUAACACAUGGUUUAUCAGUAAUAAUAGUGUUUAAGUUCAUAUGUUGUGUAAGUAUAUUUCAAAAGGUCCAAGAGAUUUCAAACCUUAUAUUCAGAAUUGACUCAUGAAAGAUUUUUUCCUGAUAUAGGGUGGUAAAAUUGUUUUAGAAAGUAGUUUUAAAAUUCAAGUUCUGAAUUUGAAGGAAGUUCAUUUUGAUUUCUGACUAUGUUUGUUUUGGUUUAGAGACUGUUUUCAUUGGUAAUAAAAGUAGGUUUUAAAUCAGAAAUGCUGUGGGAAACAACCAGAAACUCAGGUACAAAGAAUAAGCUUUAGUUUAUGUUAAUUGUAAUAGAAAAUAUUACAGAUGCAUAAUAUUAGACCCUCCCUGUAAAUUGUCUGCUUGAUAGUCUAGUGCAGCGGUUCUCAACCCUUUGGCGGUCAAACCACCCUUUCACAGGGGUCGCCUAAGACCAUCCUGCAUAUCAGAUAUUUACAUUACGAUUCAUAACAGUAGCAACAUUACAGUUGUGAAGUAGCAACGAAAAUAAUUUUAUGGUUGGCUCACAACAUGAGGAACGUAUUUAAAGGGCCAGAACGUUGAGAACCACUGGUCUAGUGUGUUCUAGGCGGACUUAAUGAGAGAAGAACAAUGUCUAUCUUGAAUGCUAAUUACUCAGGCUUCUACUCAGAAACCAGGCUGUCCAGCCUGAGUACACAAAGUAUUGUAAGUUUUUCCUGGUUCUUAUUUUAAUAUGAAUUUUUUAAAUGUGAUAAAAGGAUGUGGGAAAAGUAUCUGAUUAAACAAAUAUUUUAAGCUGUGAAUAUAGCAAAGCUUCAGUAUAUUUUAUUUUAAAGGGAGUCCUCAAACUUGAGGGUAAAUAUUCUAAGAUGGAAGGGGAAGGAGAGAACAGUGAGCAUUUGGCCUCUGCUGUAAGCAAGUCAUUUGGGCCCCUCUGAGCCUUCAGCUCUCCAUUUGGGACGUUAGAUUAAAUCACUUACACUUACAGUCCUUUGAAACCCCAAUUCCUAAUAGUUUUGGGGAGUGUUGGUACUUUAGAAUUGCUUAUCUUCUACAUCAGGGGUCAGCAAACCACAGUCUGAUUUGGCAAGCAGCCUGAAUUUAUGUGGCCAGCAUGCUAAAAAAUGACUGAGGAGGGGAGAAAGGAACAGAGACCAGAUGAUGUGACCUCAAAACUAAAAAUAUUUACUGUCUGGUCCAUUACAAAAAAAUGUUUGCCAGCUCCUGUCCUAUAUAACAGUAAAAUAAAACCUGUUUCUCUUUGAUUUCCAUCAUAUAAUCAGAUGUUCUCCUAGGAUAAAACUCACGCCUCUGUAUUGAAAAUAGUGACAAGAGGGAUGUAGAUGGCAGUGCCCUGACUUGACUGUCACACACUGCCAAGUUUGUCCUCGUUGGAGUUCUGGCCCUUCGGAAGUUUGCCUUCUUUUAGCACUUACUUCCUUCGGGCAUGCAGCUACCCUGCUGCCUUAAGACCUUGCCUGUGAAGGCCGGUCUUCUAACUUUUCAUCUCAGCCUUCAGCAUUUGAACCUUCUCGCUGCCCUUUGUCUGACUAUAAUCUCAAGAAGUCAUGGUUGGUGUAUAUUUUAUAUACAGGGGAGGGACCCACAAAGGUUUCAGGCUGAGAAUUGGUUAUGUCCGAGACCUCCGGUUUAUAUGAAUAGUUAGUUUCUAAUAGUCAAUUUUAUAAAUUUUCCAACUGUAAGUUUUAAAUUCCUGCACUUGGGAAUGGGGUUUUAUUUUCUAAAGCCUUGAUAACAUUUUAGAACAGUGAUUGCUAACUGGUAUCCAACACACUAAUAUUCUCCCAUCUUCUGUGAAGUGUUACAAGUUGUUACUCAUACAAACUAUUUGUGGUUUUCUUGUGAUUAAAUUUCUUUUUAAAAACA
Myotis daubentonii (Daubenton's bat) is the source of this 3663-nucleotide messenger RNA. RefSeq names its product peptidase M20 domain containing 2 (gene PM20D2). The record is from RefSeq and is a predicted model, not a curated record. Gene Ontology annotation, molecular function: dipeptidase activity. Lineage: Eukaryota; Metazoa; Chordata; Mammalia; Chiroptera; Vespertilionidae.